AACCUACGACCACUCCAUAGUUCACCCUGGACCAAACCUGAACAUGAUUGUGGGAGCCAAUGGAACUGGCAAGUCCAGUAUUGUCUGUGCCAUAUGUCUGGGUCUGGCAGGAAAGACUGCCAUCCUGGGCAGAGGGGACAAGGUAGUUGGCUAUUUAUUAACAAGUGUAACGUUACUAACGUUAGCUAGCUACAACUGGGAUAUGUUGUCAAGAGCUUCAAACUGUCCGUUGCAUUCUUUUGGAUUGUUGCAUGAAUGGCACUCAAUAUUGUACUUCAUUUCUGUUUGUGUUGGGUUUUGUAUUUGAUUGUACAGAAUUUAAUUGAUAACUUGUAUUUAAUGACUAGGUUGUGAAGCGUGGGUGCAACAAAGGAUCGGUUGAGAUUGAAUUGUAAGUCUGUUAUUGAUUAAUCAGAAAUACCAUCACACUGAUUCCCAUAUGUCUCCAAUAGUGGGUAUAAUAACAUGGAUGGAACCCCACCUGUGUUUUCAGGUACAAGGCCGGGGCGAACCUGGUGAUAAACAGAGAGAUCCACGUGGAGAAUAACCAGUCAGUGUGGAUGCUGAAUGGGAGACACUCCAGCCAGAAGGCUGUGGAGGAGGAGGUGAAGGCUCUACAGAUCCAAGUGAGCAACCUCUGCCAGUUCCUGCCACAGGUGAGUGUAAACUUGGAGGUAGCCCUUUUUUUUUUUUUUUUUAUACUUGAUUGCUAACGUCAUACUCUUUCGUCAUACUCUUUCAAAUUCUCUGACCACCCUUUGCCUCCUGCCCUGUGACUUUGCAGGAGAAGGUGGGUGAGUUUGCCAAGAUGACCAAGAUUGAGCUGCUAGAGGCCACAGAGAAGUCAGUGGGACCUCCAGAGAUGUACGAGUUCCACUGCGAGCUCAAGACCUUCCGCACCAAAGAGAGGGAACUGGAGGUGAGCACAGUUCUAAUUCUCGCUCUAUGGAUGAAUGGGGACUCAUAGCUUCUUCUUUUAUAAAGAAGCUUUUGCUGCAGUGUUGACUGCUCAGGGAGAGCAAGUUCAAAGGUACGCUGGUUUGUUUUUUGGUAGAAUGUGUGCAAGGAGAAGGCCAGCGCCCUGGAGAAGUUCAAGCAGAGGAACGAACGGAACAAGCAUGACGUGGAGCGCUACUACGAGAAGAAGAGACACCUGGAUAUGAUUAAGAUGCUGGAGAAGAAGAAACCCUGGGUGGUGAGUUUUCAUAGCAAGAUCAUGUGACAUACCUGGGUCAUAUUUAUUAGUGCACACCAACGUAAACCGCUUACUCCAAACACUACAACGGUUUCCGUUGCAAAACAUUUAGCUAUGUUGUGCACCAAUGAAUACAACCCUGUAGUCAUUCAUAGAUUGCUAUAAGACACUGGACAUGGUAUAAGACACUGGACAUGGGUAGAUUAUCCUCCAUGUAAAAACAAAUUGCAUGUGUGGGUGUAUUUAUAUGAAUGUUAUGUGAAUAUGUUAAUAAUCUUUGUCAACCCUUUCUGUCCUCUCUAGGAAUAUGAGACCGCCCGUAAGGAGCUGGAGGGGGUGAAGAAGGAGAGGGAGAACGCCAAGAAGCAGCUGAAAACUGUGAGGGAGUCCCAAGCCCCCACGCUGAAGAAGAUCCAGCACAUUGACAGCCAGCUGAGGCCCAUCGAGAACCAAAUGAAAGACAAGGUCAGACAGGCUCCCUGGGCUAUGUAGCUGCGAUGGAUGGAGGGGGAUGUCCAUUUAUUCCCCUUCGUUCCAGGUUCACGGCUUAUUCAUUUUGAAACAGGGCCCUGGGUAGGAGCAUGGGUUAUAUUUACUUGGUGGGUGAUACUGCACAGACAUUUGGGAACCAGUGUGUUGUGUACCCCGUGGACUAGUGGUGAUGUUUCCUUGUUGUGUUCCAGACAGCCAGAAUCAGGGAGGCCUCUCAGAAGUGUAAACAGAAACGGGACCACCUGGACAGUAAGCACAGA
This is a messenger RNA of Coregonus sp. 'balchen', 1947 nucleotides long. Lineage: Eukaryota; Metazoa; Chordata; Actinopteri; Salmoniformes; Salmonidae. The record is from the annotation of a GenBank genome assembly.